AUGCAGAAGUUCAAGCAGGCCAUGCAGAGACACGGUGCCGGCGGCCUCGGGCCGUGCCAGAACAGCUUCCCAAACCUUGCAGAGUGGAACAUUGCCGACUUUCAAUGGAAGGCCAGGGCUCGGAUCUUCGCAAAUGCGGUGAAUCAAGACGCUAGCGCGCUCAGCCCGUCCCCUGUGCAGUCUGGUGUGAUCACACCGCGCAAGGAGGGUGCCCCCGCCGGGCCUUUGACAACGGCUACGCGUGGAAAGCACUUUCAAGCCGCCGGGCUUGAAGUGUUCCCGACCUUGCUGCGGGCUGGAAAGUCGCUGCCCAACAAACAGGGCGUGAACCAGGGCUCGAUUCUCGGUGCUGUGGCUGGCGCACAUAUUCUCUGUGCUGUGGCGCCCGCAUAUGGUAUUCCUGCGCUGAUACACACUGGAUACUGCGGAAAGCAGCUGCGCUUUGUGGAGCGAUUGCGCGGGAUGUCGGAGAGCUCUGUGCAGCUCUUCAAGUCUCCCUACUUCUGGGCAGUCAUGGAGCGGGAGGUGUUCCCAGCCUUGAUCAGGGGUGGCUUCGUCGCUAGUGGCCACAAGAGCCCACAGUACAUGGCCCAAGCCGUGGAGAAGUUCCACGUGGACGUCCUCAUGAUCCCACCUUCCCUUUUGGACUCGCUCCUGGACGUUGCGCAGGGGUUCUUGAGGGGCCGCCGUGUCAUCACGACCGUGGGUGAGCCUUUGACGUUGCAGCUGGCGAACUGUGUCGCAGGCCAUUGUGGGCUGUCGGUGGCCCUGCGGAACUUCUACGAUGCGGCAGCGGCUAUUCCAGUGCCUGCUCAAGCCAUGUCGGGGCAUGGGAGCAACUUGAACAACUCCCACGUCGCAGGCACCGUAAACAUGAUACCCGAGCACGGCGUCGACACGGAUCUGUACCCGCGGUUGAUCAUGGCCGAGGGCAGCUUCGAGAUGAUGUCUCCUGGGGAAGCUGGCGAGAUCUGCUUCGGAGGCGUGCUGGCUGCACGCGACUGCCUUCGGCCGGAACUCACGGCCGCGAAGUUCGCACCCACGGAGAACUUCGGGCGAAUUUACCGCACCGGCGAUUUGGGCCGCUUCAGGGAGGGAGCUUUGGAGGUGGUGCAAAUUUCUUCUUCCGUUCUCUCACGCAGCCGCUCUGUGCAGGGCUCCUUGAGGGGCCGCCGUGUCAUCACGACCGUGGGCGAGCCUUUGACGUUGCAGCUGGCCAACCCUGUAGCAGGCAACUUGCUGGGCCACCGUGGAUUGUCGGUGACCCUGCGGAACUUCUACGGCACCGUCUACACGGUGCCCGAGCACGGUGUGGGCACGUCUCUGCGCCCGCGGUACGUUCCGGAGCGAGAGCUAAGGUUCAUCAUGGCCUUGGGCAGCUUCGAGCUGAUGCCUCCCGGGAAAGCUGGCGAGAUCUGCUUCGGGGAAGAGAACCUCGGCCAAAUCUACCGCACCGGUGAUUUGGGCCGCUUUAGAGAGGGAGCCUUGGAGGUGGUCGGGCGCCUGGGCCGGCAGCCGAAGGUCAACGACGUGCGUGUGGAGCCCGGCGAGAUCGAGAUCGAGGUUUCCAUGGAAGCAGCUGGUGAGGCUAUGGUGCCCGUCGAGGUGGCCGAGGCAGGUGAGAUUGGGCCGGAUCUGCCAACAGCGGUCUCCAUCGAAUCAAUGCAACAACGUCAGGCAGAGCUGGAGCUCCAGCUCUUGGAAGAGAGGCAGAAGGCCAAAGAGUGGGAGGACAAAUACACCGCACUCCUCGAUACUUACGAGGCGGCCAUCAGAGUUUUCGCCGAGACGGUCCUAUGA
Molecule: messenger RNA, 1800 nt
Organism: Symbiodinium sp. CCMP2592
Lineage: Eukaryota; Dinophyceae; Suessiales; Symbiodiniaceae
Source: the annotation of a GenBank genome assembly